Molecule: messenger RNA, 1056 nt
Organism: Daphnia pulicaria
Lineage: Eukaryota; Metazoa; Arthropoda; Branchiopoda; Diplostraca; Daphniidae
Exons: 4
Coding region: 144-758 (204 amino acids)
Biological process (GO): mitochondrial respiratory chain complex I assembly
Cellular component (GO): mitochondrion
Source: RefSeq, a predicted model, not a curated record
GUAGUUCGGCAUGCUGUUCUAAAUUGCGCGGAUCACCGUUUAUUGUUUUUUUGAAGAAUGCCAAUAUUGUUAAAUUCACGUUUGUUGAUGUAGAGAGAAUAAAAAGAAUAAAAACAACGUGUGUUAUUACAUAAUAUACUAACAUGGCACUUCGUAAAACUACCGUAGCGGAAUUACCAUCGACUGCUAUCCGUUUGACGCGGGAAGAAGCUAUCGAGUAUCAAUAUGAAGCGAUUCGACAGUGGCAACCUGAAUCAGAAAUGUGGCCACUGAUGUAUGGCUCCCUUGCCAUGGGCGCAGUCAGCUCUCUAUCGGGGGCUGUCAUCAAUGAAUACUUUAGGAGAACAUUGUUCCUGCCCAAAUCCUCCUUGAUUGUAAUUGGCAUGCCUGUGAUUGGUGUUGCUUCUCUCAUAUUGACUAUUGCACACCACAAGUUAACCUCAGAUCUUCUGUUAAUGAAUACCCCAUGUAUGCCUUGUCUGCAAGGAAAAUCAGCUCUGCUUGUUGGAUUUUUUGGGACUAUUUACCCAGUUAUAGGUUCCUCAGUUGGGAACAUGAUGCAAGCACAGAGGAUGGGGACUACUUACAUACCUUCACUGACUAAAGAAAGACCCAAGUUUUUCAAAUUUUGGCAGCAGUUGAUCCAAAAGAAGAGCAGCUUUUUUGCCAAAUCUUUAGCCGUGAAUAUCGUUUUGGCAACUGUUGUCACGCACUACCAGCAAAAGGCCUUCUUCCGGUUAAACCAGCAAGAUCAAUGAUGUUUCUCAUUUAGUCAUGUUAAUAAUACAUUUUCCUAGAACACUUCUUUUACUACUGAGAGUAGCUACACAAAUGUAAAGAUAGGACACAAGAACACAUGGGUAGGAGAUGCAACAAAAACAGAAAAAAGUGCGGUCAUAGCUAAGGAGACCGUUAUUCGACAUCAAGAAUGAAUUCACGCUAGCAGCACGAUUUUUAGAAAGAAAAAAAAUAGGAGUCGAAUGAUUAACAUGAGAAAUCGAUGCUGAAACACUUGAUUCUAAAUUGGGGGACAAUUGAAGGGGAUUCUAAUUAUUA